Molecule: messenger RNA, 1050 nt
Organism: Penaeus monodon (black tiger shrimp)
Lineage: Eukaryota; Metazoa; Arthropoda; Malacostraca; Decapoda; Penaeidae
Product: venom allergen 3-like
Exons: 6
Coding region: 76-1050 (324 amino acids)
Cellular component (GO): extracellular region
Source: RefSeq, a predicted model, not a curated record
GUUGUCGGGAUCGUGAGUGUUUUUCAGAGGAUCGACUGCAGUUCGCAAACCUAGAAAAACAAAACUAAGUUUACGAUGAUCCAAGGGUUGUGUUUGCUGCUAACGAUAACGGCGGGGGCGAGAUGGGCGGCAGGGCAGUCCUCCUACUGCAGCUUCACGCCUGAGCACACGCUGUGCGGCGCGUCUGGUCUCGGCCCCACCUGCGGGUCCCAGGUGCCGGGGCGAGGCGUGAGUGCCCAGGACGCCGCCCUUAUCGUGGCGAAACACAACCAACUGCGGUCCCGGGUGGCCAUGGGGCAGGAGGGCCGUGGAGCGCCCGGGCCGCAGCCGCAGGCAGCCAACAUGAGGCUGAUGGAGUGGGACGACGAGCUGGCUUUGGUUGCUCAGGGUCAUGCCGACCAAUGCAUCUUCGAGCACGAUUGUUCGGACUGCCGUCGCGUCCGGAGAUUUGGUGUUGGGCAGAACCUUUAUAUAAGUAUGGAGAGCAACUUCGACAAACGUAGCAAGUGGGAGGAUGCUAUCCAGGCCUGGUAUGAUGAGGUCGGUGAUUUCAACUCGCGAGACGUUGAGCCUUUUCGGUUCUCGGGUCAAACGGGUCACUACACCCAAGCGGUGUGGGGGACCUCUUUCAAGGUAGGAUGCGGCUUCUCCAUGUAUAAGGAAGGCGGCUGGUGGAAGAAGCUCUACACCUGCAAUUACGGUCCUGGUGGAAACAUCAUUCGACAGCAGAUGUACCGUCGGGGGUCGCCGUGUUCCGCCUGCCCAGCUGACACUACCUGCUCCCCGAAGUAUCCAGGACUCUGCGGUAAGUCCAACAGCAGGAGAACUGGUAGCUCUUUUUGUAAAGGACAAUUAGAAUCUGUUGUGUAUGAUCUUCCGAAAAUAAAAAAAAAAUCAUUAGAUAUUAUCAUGCAGAUAUAUCGAAUCGAAUCACCGAUGAGGCAGUUGCCGUACAUAGCUCUGGUAGAGCGCUGGCUUUGCAAUCUCAAGGUCCCGGGUUCGUGCCUGGAGUUCAUUCAUGUCACUCCAGAAAUCCAGUUACAUGAUUAA